AAUCGACAGACAGGUGGGUAGAAGGAUGUCGGUGCCGAGGGGUGUGUCAAAAGCGAACGAGGAUCUAUGGAGUAAGUUCAUCCGCCUGGACUCCAAGCAUGGCGCGUACUACCAAGUCCAAUGCAAAGCAUGUGCGGAGUAUGCCCAUAUCCACGGCGCAGACGCUGCUGUCUUGCAAGGACGCAUCGAACGCAUGAAGACGCACUUGACCAAGUGUCCGCAUGGUGACCCGCUUCGCGCAAUCAACGGCGACGACGAAUCGAGAAUGAAGCGUGCGUUCAGGCAUACAGGAAACGAAGGAUUCGACGGACGAAGGGACUUUGACGAAAAACGGUUCAAGCUCACGAGUGGGGACGGAGAGUACCGCAGUAUGAUAGGAACAAAGCACGUCGAAAGUGAGCGACUGCGAAAGCUCGAGGAAAACAGGGAGCAACUGGAGCAGCAGUUGCUGCUAGAGAAGAUCAAGCGCGAGAAGAUCAACGCGAUGAAGGAGGACCAGCAAUGCAAAGUCGAGUUGCUGCUGUCUCGCCAGACCCUUCGUGAGAAGGGUGUACCCCAGGACGAAAUCGACCUCUUGCUGCCGCUGACUCAGCCCCAGGCAACAGCUUCCUCUACAUUUGUUUGACAAUGUAAUUCACUGCAGUUCAUUGCCUGG
Molecule: messenger RNA, 655 nt
Organism: Aphanomyces astaci
Lineage: Eukaryota; Oomycota; Saprolegniomycetes; Saprolegniales; Verrucalvaceae
Exons: 1
Coding region: 26-625 (199 amino acids)
Source: RefSeq, a predicted model, not a curated record